AUGUCCAAGCUCUUGCGGAUCGUGGGCCUCCUCGUGAGCGCCUGUGCCCUCGCGCGCGCGUCGUCCGCCGCUACGGCGCAGGGGUCCUUCUCCUGCGACGUGGGCGAGGCGCAGUGCUGCGCGAACGUUUACUCUCCGAACGACACGCGCGUCGGCGCGGUGCUCAAGGCGAUCGGGCUCGACGCGUCGGGCGCGGCGGUCGGGGUCGCGUGCGACGCGAUGGUCCCCGGCGGCCCGAGCUGCGAGUACACGGCCGCGUGCUGCACGAACAACGGCUUCAGCGGGAUGGUCGCGUUGGGGUGCGCGCGCGUUUGA
Messenger RNA from Heterobasidion irregulare TC 32-1, 315 nucleotides. Its product is annotated as hydrophobin-like protein. Gene Ontology annotation, cellular component: fungal-type cell wall. The record is from RefSeq and is a predicted model, not a curated record. Gene Ontology annotation, molecular function: structural constituent of cell wall. NCBI's taxonomy places the organism in Eukaryota, Fungi, Basidiomycota, Agaricomycetes, Russulales, Bondarzewiaceae. The coding region runs from base 1 to 315 and encodes 104 amino acids. The transcript is spliced from 3 exons.